AUGGAGGACUUUUUAUCAUGCUGUGCAAGUACAACAUUCGCUAAAGAGAUGGCUAUGGUCUCUCCAUUUUCUUCAUUGGAACAUGCAAUUUCUAUUGCUAGAGAAAUAUGGUUUCGCAAAGUGAAUGUUAGGGGUUGGUUGGAGGCUAUUUCAGGACGCUCUUGUAUCAAUCAAUACUUGGAAAUGGCUAAUGAAACUGUCAUGCAGAUGCGCUUUACAAACAAGCAUGAGGUUGAGUUGGGUAUUGCGUCACAAGAGGAAAUGAAAUUUAUAGGAUUGCACAUUACAGAGCUUCUUUCCAAAAAAUCUGCCCAAACUAUCAACAAGGAAGAUGUGUUAGCUAAAUAUUCAGGCGAAAUAGUUAAUAAUAGUCUAGGUGGGGAAGAGAUUGAUUCAGCAGACAAUUUAGAUAACAUCUCCUCCGCUGGAAUUGACAUGUCCAUGUAG
This is a messenger RNA of Arachis stenosperma, 447 nucleotides long. RefSeq lists its product as uncharacterized. The record is from RefSeq and is a predicted model, not a curated record. The transcript has 3 exons. The coding region runs from base 1 to 447 and encodes 148 amino acids. Lineage: Eukaryota; Viridiplantae; Streptophyta; Magnoliopsida; Fabales; Fabaceae.